This is a messenger RNA of Capronia epimyces CBS 606.96, 837 nucleotides long. RefSeq lists its product as uncharacterized. The coding region runs from base 1 to 837 and encodes 278 amino acids. The record is from RefSeq and is a predicted model, not a curated record. The transcript has a single exon. Lineage: Eukaryota; Fungi; Ascomycota; Eurotiomycetes; Chaetothyriales; Herpotrichiellaceae.
AUGGCGGCUGUCAUGUAUCGUCUCCUGCACAUGCGCUUCGCCAGCGGCUCGGUCGACGAGGCUGUCCGGCUGGGCCUGUUGGCAUUUUGUCACCAUGUCUUUCUGCAGUGGCGAGACGUCCAAUUGCCAUAUCGGCACUUUUCUGCCGUUUAUAAAAGCUGCAUUAUGGGGUUGAAGGCUGGAGAUGGCAGCGGUAACGGUGAUGGUAACAUCAACGACAAUAACAACGGCGAUGGCAACGGCGAUGGCGAAAUCAACGGCAACAUCAACGGCAACGACAACGGCAACAUCAACGGCAAAACCAACAUCAACGGCGAUGGCAACGGCGACAGAAAAGCCAACAUCAACGGCAACAGCAACACCAACGGCAACGUCAACAUCAACGACAAUAACAACGGCGAUGGCAACGACAACGGCAACAUCAACGGCAACAUCAACGACAACAGCAAUAGCGUCGGCGAUGGCAACGACAACGGCAACAUCAACGGCAACAUCAACGACAACAGCAAUAGCGUCCCCCCUCCCCCUCCCCCCUCCUCUUCCCCUUCUUCUCAGCUCAUGCUCUGGCUAUUGAUGACUGCCGCCGUUUCCCUCUUCGACGUCUCCAACUCACACGAAGAAGACAAAGACAAAGACAAAGACGCAACGUGGCUGAGGGUGCUGUUGCGCGAAUACAUCGCCCGCUGUCAGAUCAAGACGUGGAAAGACAUGCAGGACACACUGAAGGCGUGUAUGUGGAUUGAUCUGCUGGAUCAACAGGCAGGGAGGCGGAUUUAUGAUUUCAUCCAUGACCAUGACCAACAGGACCAGGAGCAGGAUAUUUAUUACUCAAGGUAA